AUGUCUUCGGUGGAGGAUGGAGAGCCCUUGCUUCUCUGGAAUGCACACAUCCUGAGUCUGAGCCAUGAGAAAGUCGUCAUCAACAACUGGAUGUACGUGAAGGGCGGGCUUAUCCAAAAGGUGGGUCCAGGCGAGCCGCCGCCCCUCGAAGGAAAGAAGCUGGACUUGGAGGGGCGGACUGUUUUGCCUGGACUGGCAGACAGCCACUUGCAUGUUUUCGCGUUGGGGAAGGCAGAUGCCGCGGUGAACCUGGGUGAUUGCAAGUCCAUCGCAGUGUUGCAGAAACGGACUCGUGAGCAUCUGGAGGAAGACCCACCCUCGAAACUCCUUGAAGGCAUGGGCUGGGAUCAAGACCUCCUUGGCCGGAUACCCAACAAGGUUGAUCUUGAUGCCUGCGUCCCUGACAUACCGGCCGUGUUCUAUCGGCGGUGUCACCAUGUCUGUGUUCUGAAUUCCGCGGCUCUGCGCAAGUGUGGCAUCACAUCAGAGACCCCAGAUCCAGAUGGCGGUGUCAUUGAGCGAGAUGCCGACAGGCAGCCAACCGGGGUUUUGAAAGAAAGCGCAUUGACGCUGCUCCUUGAAAACCUGAAAGAGGAGGAGUCGUUGGAGCGGGAGAAGGCGAUUCUGCUGAGGGGGCUGAAGCUCUGUGUGGAGAACGGUGUCACGUUCCUGCAAUCGAAUGAUGGGAAGACUCUGGGAGGAAUCCGGCGACCGUUUGACGCAUAUGCCUCCUUGGCAGAUGAAGGGAGGCUACCAUGUCGAAUAUUCUUGACGAUCGAGUGGCAAGCAGUGGGAGAGGAAGGCAUGCCCAAGUCGAAAUCAUCGCAUCCCUCGGGCCUUCUCUCCUGCGAUCGUGCGAAGAUUUGGACUGAUGGGGGCCUUGGCGCGAGCACAGCUGCGAUGCUCGAGCCGUAUGCGGACAAUCCGACAAACAGUGGAGUCAUGCAGAUGACACGUCCAGAAAUAGACUCCACGCUAGCGCUUCUGAAGAAGCAUGGAUUCAGAGUGGAAGCCCAUGCAAUUGGUGACCGAGCAGCCACAGAUCUAGUUGAUGCCUUCGAGAAGUUUAUGCCUGGCAGUCAACGGCCUGUGCUGACACACUGCCAGUUUAUGAAUCGGGACUUGGUGAGCCGCAUGUCGAAGCUGGGAAUUAUUGCCAACGUUCAGCCGCAGUUCGUGCCGUCCGAUCUUCCAAUCGUUAAAGCUCGAGUAGGUGAGGCCACGGAGCGAUACAGAUAUGCCUAUGUCUGGAGGACUUUAAUGAAGAGCGGCGUGCACGUCGCCGGUGGCAGUGAUGCACCUGUCGAGUCUCCCACUCCGCUGAUUGGCAUGGCUGAUGCGAUGGAGCAUGCCUUGUUUGAGUCAGAGAGGAUGAGCUUUGCCGAAGCUCUGUCCAUGUAUACCACCGAAGCUGCCUAUGCAGCCUGGGCAGAGGACCGCCUGGGUAGUCUGGAGGAAGGAAAGCAGGCCGACUUUAUCGUCCUCUCGUUGCGAACGAAGAGCGAACCCACUGCGGCUGAAUUACGCAGUGCCGCAGUUGAGAAGGUGUUCGUGCAAGGAAGCCAGGUCCAUGAUCAGAGUGAUCAGAAUGAGCGAAAGAGGCGCCGCUUGACUGUGGGAGAUGCACCGGGAAAGAACGGAGCUCCCCUUUGGAUCUCGGGGCGAUGCCCAUGCCCUGCAUGCGACCCCUGA
Molecule: messenger RNA, 1692 nt
Organism: Symbiodinium sp. CCMP2592
Lineage: Eukaryota; Dinophyceae; Suessiales; Symbiodiniaceae
Source: the annotation of a GenBank genome assembly